Colius striatus (speckled mousebird) is the source of this 1411-nucleotide messenger RNA. It is a transcript of the gene COX15, whose product is annotated as cytochrome c oxidase assembly protein COX15 homolog. Gene Ontology annotation, cellular component: mitochondrial inner membrane. The record is from RefSeq and is a predicted model, not a curated record. The transcript has 8 exons. Gene Ontology annotation, biological process: heme A biosynthetic process. NCBI's taxonomy places the organism in Eukaryota, Metazoa, Chordata, Aves, Coliiformes, Coliidae. Gene Ontology annotation, molecular function: oxidoreductase activity, acting on NAD(P)H, heme protein as acceptor. Bases 308 to 1246 code for a protein of 312 amino acids.
GCGGCGGGGGCCUGGAAGCGACUCAGAGCUAACACUGCAGCCCCCCGGGCCGUCCCCCGCUGCCCCCCGGGCCAAUCCCUGCCCCUCGCUCAGCCUGUCUCCGCGCCCCUCUUCUGCCUCUCGCACCCGCAACCCGCCCCGGGUGCGCUUGUAGGAGCUUCUCUUGCGUCUCGCUGGUGGCCGGGAGACAUGAUGGGACAGGGCUGGGAGCACCGCGGGGACUGCCCGCGGUGCGCUGGUGCCAGCAGGGGAUACCUUCUCCUUACACUGUUUUGGUACUUUUAGGCUGACAGAGUCGGGCCUUUCUAUGGUUGACUGGCACCUGGUGAAAGAAAUGAAACCCCCAAGAACGCAGCAGGAGUGGGAAGCUGAGUUCCAGAAAUACCAGCAGUUCCCGGAGUUUAAAAUCCUGAAUCAUGACAUGACACUGACAGAGUUCAAGUUCAUUUGGUACAUGGAGUACUCGCACCGUAUGUGGGGCCGCGUGGUGGGUCUGGCCUACAUCCUGCCCGCCACCUACUUCUGGCGGAAGGGCUGGCUCAGCCGCCCCAUGAAGGGCUGUGUUCUGGCACUCUGCGGGCUGGUCUGCUUCCAGGGACUGUUGGGAUGGUACAUGGUGAAGAGCGGGCUGGAAGAGAAGCCAGACUCCUAUGACAUCCCUCGGGUCAGUCAGUACCGCCUCGCAGCGCAUCUGGGCUCUGCACUGGUGCUGUUCUCUGCCAGCCUGUGGACAGGGCUGUCUCUGCUGCUCCCGCGACACAAGUUACCUGAAACACAUCAGCUCCUCCGCCUGAGGCAAUAUGCUCAUGGCACCACAGCUCUCAUCUUUCUUACUGCUCUUUCAGGUGCCUUUGUGGCAGGACUGGAUGCUGGCCUUGUGUACAACUCCUUCCCCAAAAUGGGGGAGCACUGGAUCCCAGAUGAUCUCCUCUCCUUCUCUCCCGUGCUGAGAAACAUCUUUGAGAAUCCUACAACUGUACAGUUUGAUCACAGGAUCUUGGGAAUCACCUCAGUCACAGCAGUCACAGCACUGUACCUCUUCUCAAGGAAGAUCCCACUCCCUCGCAGGACCAGGAUGGCAGUGACUUCCUUAUUGGCUGUGGCUUACACGCAGGUGGGCCUGGGCAUCAGCACCCUGCUGCUGUAUGUCCCCACGCCUCUGGCUGCAACGCACCAGUCGGGCUCCCUGGCACUGCUCAGUGUGGCACUCUGGCUUAUGAGCGAGCUCCGGCGGGUCCCCAAGUGAGGGCCGGGACGAGAGCCUUCCCCGGGCGGCCGCGCCGCCAGGCCCCGAGGCGGCAGAGAGCACCCCCGCCACCCCGGGAUGCACAAGAAGCUGUGCGUCCAGCCGGGCUGGGAGCAGGCGGCGGCUGUGAGCGCGAACGGUGUAACAUAAAGGACUUCUUCCGGA